This is a messenger RNA of Mollisia scopiformis, 1626 nucleotides long. Its product is annotated as sugar transporter. Gene Ontology annotation, cellular component: membrane. The record is from RefSeq and is a predicted model, not a curated record. Gene Ontology annotation, biological process: transmembrane transport; carbohydrate transport. The coding region runs from base 1 to 1626 and encodes 541 amino acids. Gene Ontology annotation, molecular function: carbohydrate:proton symporter activity. The transcript has a single exon. NCBI's taxonomy places the organism in Eukaryota, Fungi, Ascomycota, Leotiomycetes, Helotiales, Mollisiaceae.
AUGGAGCCGAAAAUCGCGCCAGUAGAGUCCAAGAUCUCGGAACCAUCAGAAGAUGAGAAGCUCUCUACCGCACAACUCGAUGCCCUCGCCGCUCAAGCAACAGAAGCACAACACCAUCUACCGCCUCUCCAAGCUCUCAAAGCCUACUGGCCAGCAGUCUUCUGGUCAGUGAUGGUAUCCAUGUGUGUUAUCAUGGAAGGCUAUGAUGCGAUUCUCAUCGGCAACUUCUUCGCAUACCCUACUUUUGCCAAGAAAUAUGGAAGUUAUGACGCUUCCACAAAUACUUACCAGCUCACUGCAGCUUGGCAAGCGGGACUCAGCGAUUCUUCAGGAGUAGGAGCAUUCUUUGGUAUCCUCGCGAAUGGUUAUCUUGUUGCAUGGUUCGGACCGAAGCGUGUCCUGCUGGGAGCUUUGCUGGUGCUAACUUGCUUCAUCGCCAUGACUUUCUCGGCACCCACUAUUGGUAUCCUUUGCGCUGGAGAAUUUCUAUGUGGUAUUCCAUGGGGAAUCUUUGCGACCAUCGCACCGAGUUAUGCCUCGGAAGUCUUACCUCUCUCGUUGCGAGUUUAUCUGACAUCGUACACCAAUAUGUGCUUCAUCAUCGGUCAGUUGAUCGCAGCUGGUGUUCUGGAUGGGCUCGUUCAAAUCGACAACGAGUGGUCUUACCGGGCUGCUUUCGCUCUCCAAUGGUUCUGGCCAGCAUUUCUGUUCCCAGCCCUCCUGUUCAUGCCUGAAUCACCUUGGCAUCUCGUCCGUACAGGCCGUCUAGAUGAAGCGGAGAAGUCACUCGUCAGACUCCAAGCCAAGACUGCAUCCGUCAGCCCGAAAGAAACACUGGCAAUGAUAAUUCACACCAACGACCUGGAACAGGAAUUAACAGUCGGUACUUCAUAUUUCGACUGUUUCCGCGGCUUCGAGCUCCGUCGCACAGAAAUUGCCUGCAUCGCAUUCGCUGGUCAAAUGUUCGCUGGUGCUCCUUUUGCUUACAACUCGACCUACUUCUUUCAGCAGAUCGGCUUCUCGACUGCACAGACGUACAAUCUGAACGUAGGUGGUACCGCUUUGGCAUUGGUAGGCACAAUCUGCUCGUGGAUUUUCGUGAUGCCAAACGUUGGUCGAAGAAAGACGUACCUCUAUGGCAUGAUUACUCUCACCACCAUCCUCCUGCUUAUCGGCAUCCUCAACGUCAAAACAGACGUCAAAUCAGUUGCCACAGCUCAAGCAUCUCUGACACUGGUCUGGACAUUCAUCUUCCAGCUUUCGGUCGGACAAUUAGGCUGGGCAAUCCCUGCCGAAAUCGGUUCCACUCGAUUGAGACAGAAGACAGUUUGUUUGGCAAGAAAUGCUUAUUAUAUCGUGAACGUCGUGGCGAACGUUCUUGAACCUUAUUUCAUGAAUCCCACAGAGUGGAACCUGAAAGGGUACACGGGGUUCUUCUGGGGCGGGUUGGCAUUCUGCACAGCUGUCUGGACAUUCUUUAGAUUGCCGGAGACGAAGGGGAGGACUUUCGAAGAGAUGGACAUGCUGUUCGCGAAAGGCGUUAAUGCGAGAAAGUUUCAGGACGUGAAAUUGGAUGGUGUUGAAAGUCAACAAGGGCGCCUUGCUGAGAAGAGCACGGAGGUCUAG